CACCACCCCUGCCCGCGCGGACCCAGCUACGCCGUCCAGCUGCGUCUCGCGCUUUGCCCUCAAGUCACCGUGGAGUUCCGCCGCCGUCGCCCCGAAACUUCCACCGCGAGCGGGAAAUAUGGGAUGUAUAAAAUCAAAAAGGAAAGACAAUCUGAAUGACGAUGGAGUAGAUUUGAAGACUCAACCAGUACGUAAUACUGACCGAACUAUUUAUGUGAGAGAUCCAACGUCCAAUAAACAGCAAAGGCCAGUUCCAGAAUCUCAGCUUUUGCCAGGACAGAGAUUUCAAAAUAAAGAUCCAGAGGAGCAAGGAGACAUAGUGGUGGCUUUGUACCCCUAUGAUGGCAUCCACCCAGACGACCUGUCCUUCAAGAAAGGCGAGAAGAUGAAAGUCCUGGAGGAGCAUGGAGAAUGGUGGAAAGCUAAGUCCCUGUCAACAAAGAAGGAAGGUUUCAUCCCCAGCAACUAUGUGGCCAAGGUCAACACCCUAGAAACAGAAGAGUGGUUUUUCAAGGACAUCACCAGGAAAGAUGCGGAACGACAGCUUCUAGCACCAGGCAACAGUGUGGGGGCUUUUCUUAUCAGAGAGAGUGAAACAUUGAAAGGAAGCUUCUCUCUGUCGGUCAGAGAUUAUGAUCCUGUGCAUGGUGAUGUUAUUAAGCACUACAAAAUCAGAAGUCUUGACAAUGGUGGUUAUUAUAUCUCUCCACGGAUCACUUUUCCCUGUAUCAGUGACAUGAUUAAACAUUACCAAAAGCAGUCAGAUGGCUUGUGCAGAAGAUUGGAAAAGGCAUGCAUAAGUCCCAAACCACAGAAGCCAUGGGAUAAAGAUGCGUGGGAGAUCCCCCGGGAGUCCAUCAAAUUGGUGAAGAGGCUCGGAGCAGGACAGUUUGGAGAAGUCUGGAUGGGUUACUAUAACAAUAGCACCAAGGUGGCUGUGAAGACCCUGAAGCCUGGCACCAUGUCUGUGCAGGCGUUCCUUGAAGAGGCCAACCUCAUGAAGACCCUGCAGCAUGACAAGCUGGUGCGGCUCUAUGCCGUGGUCACCAAGGAGGAGCCCAUUUACAUCAUCACUGAAUACAUGGCCAAGGGGAGCUUGCUGGAUUUCCUCAAGAGCGAAGAAGGCGGCAAGGUGCUGCUCCCGAAGCUCAUAGACUUCUCUGCGCAGAUUGCCGAGGGCAUGGCAUACAUUGAACGGAAGAACUACAUUCACCGCGACCUGCGAGCAGCUAACGUCCUGGUCUCUGAGUCACUCAUGUGCAAGAUUGCGGAUUUUGGCCUUGCAAGAGUAAUUGAAGAUAAUGAGUACACAGCAAGGGAAGGCGCCAAGUUCCCUAUCAAGUGGACAGCUCCAGAAGCCAUCAACUUCGGGUGCUUCACCAUCAAGUCUGACGUGUGGUCUUUUGGAAUCCUCCUAUAUGAAAUUGUCACCUAUGGGAAGAUCCCCUACCCAGGGAGAACCAAUGCGGACGUGAUGACUGCGCUGUCCCAGGGCUAUCGGAUGCCACGCAUGGAGAACUGCCCAGACGAGCUCUAUGACAUCAUGAAAAUGUGCUGGAAAGAAAAGGCCGAGGAGAGGCCCACGUUUGACUACCUACAGAGCGUCCUGGAUGACUUCUACACCGCCACCGAAGGGCAGUACCAGCAGCAGCCUUAGCGCUGCGGGCCCGCAGGGACAGCUGCCCAUGGGCAGGGAAGCAGCCUGGCAGGGCAGUGCUGGUCAUCCCAUGGGCCGGCCGGACCCCCGUUCGCAUGACUCAGGGAGAACCCCUGGAUCCAGGAAAGCAUUGUGACCUUGUACUGAUGGCCACUGGGGUGCUGCGUGGAUUACACCUCUGCUGGUCAUCGUUGUCUGGAAGCAAGUAUCACAGUUCAGCUUUCCAGGUAGAAAUCGCCUGUCCUCUCCAAAGUGCGCUCACACUGGCCCUCUGUCUACAAUUGCAUGUGCGACACAGAGGUUCAGAGACCUGGCAACAAGCCCCUGGGAGCAGGAGAACUAAACUCAUUUCUAAAGCAAACAUAACCAGAUGCAUAACAAGACACGUCUUUGUAUUUUCUCAAUGCUUUGGCUUACUUUUUUUUUUUUUUUUUUUUACUAAUUCACUCUUAGAUUUUGCAGGUGAAGCCAGUGGCUUACAGAUGUUUUUCCCAGAUUUCAUUUUGUUGUUGUUGUUUUGGGAGUUUGAUUCCCCCAUCGCAACCUCCCCCCGCCCCAGUCUGAGAUUGUGAAACUCCUUGCGUGUGUGCUGGGCAGACGCAGCCUCAGCCCCAGCAGCAGCACGCGCGCGCCCCCUGCAGGAGCGGCGUGGUGCGCUCACAGCGGCCUUAGCCCAGGUGGAGCCGGGGCUGCCCAGGGUUCCCCUUUCGGGAGAAGGGAGACAGACUGGCCUCCAAAACCGCUCUACCUUACAGAGGAAUGUUUUUAACCAUCCGGUUUGCAGCUCCACGAUUCCCUAGAUUAAAAAAAAACCUUUUGUUGACAGUCUCAGUAAAAUUCUAAUAAGAAUCUAGCCUCCACAAAACCUUAUAUAGGGCCUUCCAAAAACAUAAGCAUUUCCUGGGGGGCUUCAAAUGAUUUGAACAUUAUUGUAAGGAUCAAAGAUUAAUUUUAGUUUUACUCUAGAAGGUUUUUAUUAAUGCCAUAUUUGGGGCUAUUCUGUGAUUCAGCAAUCCUUUCUAUAUUGUUUAAGAUGCAAGUAUUUAUAGCCCCAGUUUUGAAGGAAAGUGGCUGGAGGCUCUCAGGAGGCUCCUCUGUGGCAAGAGAUUUGAGAGGUUUUGUUUACUCGAUUUUUCUACUGGAAGCUUUCAAUGGAAACUGCUAUGUCACAUUGUUUCACUUAUGCUGUUGUAUAUAAACGUAAUAAUUCUAUUUUUUGAUUUUAUUUUAAUAUACCUGGCCAAAUAACAUUUCAAGCUUUUUGUCUUACGUUAACAUUUUCAACUAUUAGCAAUGUAAAAUGAGUACCAGUUGCAGGAAAGGAAUACAAGAAGUGACUCCACGUGGAAUAAACUUCAGAUCUGCUUUCAUCCUUGAAGCAUUUCAGAUUGGAGAAUUGAAGAGUUGAUAGCUUGGAUGCCUGAGGAUUUGUUGAAAACAGGCUUUGCAAGCAACAUUAAAUUUUUUUUUAUA
This is a messenger RNA of Jaculus jaculus (lesser Egyptian jerboa), 3130 nucleotides long. RefSeq names its product LYN proto-oncogene, Src family tyrosine kinase (gene Lyn). NCBI's taxonomy places the organism in Eukaryota, Metazoa, Chordata, Mammalia, Rodentia, Dipodidae. Gene Ontology annotation, biological process: innate immune response; cell differentiation; cell surface receptor protein tyrosine kinase signaling pathway. Gene Ontology annotation, cellular component: extrinsic component of cytoplasmic side of plasma membrane. The record is from RefSeq and is a predicted model, not a curated record. The transcript is spliced from 13 exons. Bases 119 to 1657 code for a protein of 512 amino acids. Gene Ontology annotation, molecular function: signaling receptor binding; ATP binding; non-membrane spanning protein tyrosine kinase activity.